AGCUCGCCGAUCCAACGGAUCCAGUAGAUCGAAAGGCGUAACUUCUUUAUUUUCCCCAUUCGGCCAACGUUGUCGGAUCUGAGUCGAAAUAGUUCGGUAUAGAUGCUACACAUGGGCUGUCGUCCUCGUUUGUGAUCUGCUCUUGCUUUGCCACGUUCAGAGGUAGAGAAGGAUGAAGGUGAACCUUGUGUCUCGCAGUGGGAGGGAGGUCGUCAAGGGUGGGAUUGAACUUACCGAUGAGGCUACUGUGAGCGAUUUACAGGAAGCUAUACAUGCUCGAAUUAAAAAAUAUUAUCCUUCAAGACAACGCCUUACCCUUCCCCUGCAAGCUGGAUGUAAAGGAAAACCAGUGGUGCUUAUCCCAAAGAAAAAAUUAGCAGACUAUUGCGAUGGGAAUGCGAACAACCUAACUGUUGUUUUCAAGGAUUUAGGUGUUCAAGUUUCUUACAGCACUCUUUUCUUCUGGGAGUAUUUGGGUCCUUUAGUUAUCUAUCCAGUUUUCUACUACUUUCCAGUGUACAAGUACUUCGGUUAUGAGGGUGAACGUACUAUUUACCCAGUCCAGACAUAUGCGUUGUACUAUUGGUGCUUCCAUUAUUUCAAGCGUAUUCUGGAGACUUUCUUUGUUCAUAGAUUCAGUCAUGCAACUUCACCUCUCUCCCAUGUAUUCAGAAACUGUGCCUAUUACUGGACUUUCGGAGCAUACAUUGCUUACCAUGUGAAUCACCCACUGUAUACACCUGUUGGUGAUUUUCAAAUAAAGAUUGGAUUCACAUUUGGGUUGAUUUGCCAGCUCGCAAACUUCUACUGUCAUCUCAUCUUGAGGAACCUCAGAAGCCCUGAUGGUAAUGGUGGUUACCAGAUUCCUCGUGGGUUUUUGUUCAACAUAGUGACUUGUGCAAACUACACCACAGAGAUCUAUCAAUGGCUUGGUUUCAAUAUGGCUACUCAAACAAUACCAGGUUGUGUGUUCCUUGUAGUGGCUACUCUCAUUAUGACUAACUGGGCCCUUGCAAAGCACCGGCGACUCAAGAAGUUGUUUGAUGGAAAAGAGGGGAGACCUAGGUAUCCACGACGAUGGGUGAUACUCCCUCCGUUCAUGUAAGCUGCAGCAAUUUCUGGGUGUAUGCUUCUCGGAUUUGAAUAUUCAAGUAUAAUCGUUUUGUAGAAAUAUCAAAGCGCUUAUGGAAUGUAAGAAGUCGUUGGCCCACUGGGUUACGUGCAUGAUAUGUACACCUGAAAUUUCUUCUUUCAUUGUACGUUCAACUUUAGUUUUGUUCUAUGGAUUUUCUCGUCUUUUGUGCACGGGAGACCUUCGUAAA
Molecule: messenger RNA, 1322 nt
Organism: Zingiber officinale
Lineage: Eukaryota; Viridiplantae; Streptophyta; Magnoliopsida; Zingiberales; Zingiberaceae
Product: very-long-chain enoyl-CoA reductase-like
Exons: 4
Coding region: 173-1105 (310 amino acids)
Biological process (GO): very long-chain fatty acid biosynthetic process
Molecular function (GO): oxidoreductase activity, acting on the CH-CH group of donors
Source: RefSeq, a predicted model, not a curated record